UUUUCAGCAUUCUCUCUCUUCAAACCAAUGGCCAAAUAUCUACUACUCUCUCUCCUCCUCAUCCUCUCAACGGCGGCGGCGACGCCUUUACUCGUUGACCUAGAUGAUUCUACCGAUUCAUUAAUCCGUCAAGUAGUUUCAGGCGGCAGCGAUGAUGAUCUUCUCAACGCUCAUAAUCACUUCACACUCUUCAAAACCAAGUACGAAAAGAGUUACGCGACUCAGGAAGAACACGAUUACAGAUUCUCAGUUUUCAAGAAGAAUCUACGCCGCGCCAAACGUCAUCAGAGGAUUGAUCCUUCAGCUAUCCACGGCGUCACGAAAUUCUCCGAUCUAAGUCCGGAAGAGUUUCGUCGUAACUACCUUGGCAUGAAUCGAGGUCUUAGGCUUCCGGCUGAUGCUCAUGAGGCUCCGAUUCUUCCAACUAAUGAUCUUCCGACUGAUUUUGACUGGAGAGAGAAAGGUGCUGUUACUGGCGUUAAAAAUCAGGGCUCUUGUGGAUCCUGUUGGGCUUUUAGUACUACUGGUGCACUUGAAGGAGCUCAUUUUCUCGCGACUGGAGAACUUGUUAGCCUCAGUGAACAACAGCUCGUCGAUUGCGACCAUGAGUGCGAUCCACAAGAAUAUGGAUCAUGCGAUUCAGGUUGUAAUGGGGGACUGAUGAACAAUGCCUUUGAGUAUGCACUUAAGUCUGGUGGACUCCAAAAAGAAGCAGAUUAUCCAUACACGGGACGCGAUGGUGUUUGCAGUUUUGAUAACACCAAAAUAGCCGCAUCAGUUUCAAAUUUCAGUGUUGUUUCUGUCGAUGAAGAUCAAGUUGCUGCAAAUUUGGUCAAUUAUGGCCCUCUGGCAGUGGGAAUCAAUGCGGCUUAUAUGCAAACUUACAUUGGGGGAGUAUCGUGCCCAUAUAUCUGCGGAAAGCAUCUAGACCAUGGAGUCCUUUUGGUUGGGUAUGCAUCGGCUGGCUAUGCGCCAAUUCGAUUGAAACAGAAACCGUACUGGAUAGUAAAGAAUUCGUGGGGAGAAAACUGGGGGCAAAAUGGGUAUUAUUACAUCUGUAGAGGCAAGAACAGCAAGAACGUCUGUGGAGUCGAUUCAAUGGUCUCAACCGUAUCUGCAAUCCAUAUCAAUUCAAAGUAGUUGAUCAUCAUCAUGCCAAUGCUUAAUAAUAUUAUUAUUAUUAUUAUUAUGUGCAUGUUUGAUUGUUUGUAAAUAUAGUGUUUAGAAAAAAAAUAAAUAAGGACUUUACUACUUUGCAUAUUGGUAUUUAAAACUUAAAAGAAUGUUCAUCUUAAGGGUGAGUGACAUUUGAUUAUGUUGUAAGAUUGUUCCACUUAAUCAGAUAUUUGAAACAUCAUUUUUAAUAUAUUUGAAUGGAUGUCACUUUAUUU
Molecule: messenger RNA, 1391 nt
Organism: Impatiens glandulifera
Lineage: Eukaryota; Viridiplantae; Streptophyta; Magnoliopsida; Ericales; Balsaminaceae
Product: probable cysteine protease RD19C
Exons: 4
Coding region: 28-1140 (370 amino acids)
Cellular component (GO): lysosome
Molecular function (GO): cysteine-type endopeptidase activity
Source: RefSeq, a predicted model, not a curated record